AAAUCCUGAGCGUCAACAAACAAUCCCAGUCUCCAAAAAGCAAAGCAUAUUGCCACAAUGAGCAGCGAGAAGACUAGCGAGUACGUGACACUGGUGUCGAACGAUGGCUACGAGUUCAAACUUCUUCGCUCAGCGGCGUGCAUUGCAGGCACGAUUAAGAGAGCGAUGAACCCUGAGUCUGGCUUCCAAGAAACGACACGAAACCGCAUGGACUUCCCCACAAUCAACGGUGUCGUUCUCGAGAAAGUGUGCGAGUAUCUCUACUACAACCAGAAGCAUGCAGACAGCAAGGAUGUCUCAGAUAUGGAUAUUCCACCUGAGCUAUGCUUAGAGCUGUUGAUCGCUGCUGACUAUCUGGAUGAUCGAACGGGCAGUACGAGAAAGCGUGCUCGUGCUUGUGAAGAGUGCCAUCGUCUCAAGAUCAAGUGCGAUGUCAAUACAUCCCUUGGCGGUACAUGCGAGCGGUGCAGCCGCAACAACUUGGAGUGCGUCCCAGCAGCACCACGUCUUCAGCGCGACCGUAUCCAGGAGCUUGAAGCACAGAUCCAGGAACUUAAGAAGGCGUUGCGAGAGCGGAGUAGCAGCGUCACGCCAGGCCAGUCGCCCAUUAGCUUGCAAGAGAACUACGACGACGCCGUUCUGUCAUUCUUGGACGUUCGCAUCCCACCGAGCAAACAACAAGAACUGCUCUACUCCUUUGCGAGCCAUGCAGGGGCCGCGUGGCCAGUGGUCCGCCUACCCAUGAGCUUGAACGAUAUUCGAGCCAAAUCUCCAAUCCUACUGCUCUCUGUACUGGUCUACUCCGUCACGCAACAAACCCAAGGCACUGAGUUAGAAGUGCACGAUGAGCUUGUGCGAGAAGCAAUGUACAUUCUUGGCAACGAGGUAAUCGGUCGAGGACAAAGGUCCCUCGAGCUGGUGCAGGCGCUGCUCGUAGCUUCCUUCUGGAACAAGAUAUCUCAGAAAGGCCAACAGGGUAGUUGCUACCAGCUCAUUCAGCUAGCAACUGACAUGGCCAUCGACCUUGGAAUCGCCGGUUCCUCGCUACAGCCUUCUCCAGUGGCAUAUUUCUCAAUGCAUGAGGAUCCGAACUCGCUCGAGGCGCGGCGUACCUGGCUUGCCUGUUUCGUGGCACUUUCAACAUCGUCCAUCAGUACGCGUCGGUCAAUCGCCGUCCCUUGGGAUGCUCACCAUCAGGAGUGCCUCAUAGAUCUGGAGACCAGAGGGGAUAUGCCAGACAUCUUGCUUUGUCAGAUUGUUCGCAUCACCCGUCUAAUUGAUGAUGUCUCCAGCCUCCUAUACCUUUGCCAAUCAGCAAUAUUCGUCGACGGCAACGACCGCAGUACUUACGCUACCGUCGAGAGGCUGAAGGCUGACGUUGAUGCAUGGGCGGCUCGAAUUCCACCCAGCCUUGCAUCGUCGCGAACGCUCAAGGUCUGGUACCAUGUAGCGAUGGCCCACAUCUACGAAGUCGUGCUGCACACACCUACGAAUAAGGCAUCUUUUGCAGCACCAUUCAUCCCGGGACGCAUCGUAGUCAAGGACUUCCCAAAGCCAACUCACAUCAUCUUUCCGCUUCAAGAAGCGCUCGCUUCUCUCGUCCAACACUGUCACGCCGUCAUCGACACCACCGCAGAUAUGGAUCCUGCUCUGGUUCUCAGCCUUCCAACCUUUUGCUUUGCGCCGACCGUGCUAUAUUCUCUUUUCGUGCUGGUUAACCUCUUGGUCGCCUCGACCGACCCAACAAAUACCUACGGACAAUGUCUAGCGAAGGACCAAUUCCACAUCGAGGAGUGCGGUGCAAAGCUGCGGCGUUUGACGACGCAAAUGAGGACUCUCGAUCCUACCAUGAGCUGUUAUACGACUCGCAUGUUCGACGCAACGUCAUGGCUGGAGCAAUGGUACAAUGACUACACUGCAAUUCUGCAGCGGUACGAGGCGUACAGCGCGGGAGAUGUAGUAAUGAAUUGAAAUCGGUGUUGAUCAGCA
Macroventuria anomochaeta is the source of this 1989-nucleotide messenger RNA. RefSeq lists its product as uncharacterized. Gene Ontology annotation, biological process: ubiquitin-dependent protein catabolic process; DNA-templated transcription; regulation of DNA-templated transcription. Gene Ontology annotation, molecular function: zinc ion binding; transcription cis-regulatory region binding; DNA-binding transcription factor activity, RNA polymerase II-specific. The record is from RefSeq and is a predicted model, not a curated record. Gene Ontology annotation, cellular component: nucleus. The coding region runs from base 58 to 1971 and encodes 637 amino acids. The transcript is spliced from 4 exons. NCBI's taxonomy places the organism in Eukaryota, Fungi, Ascomycota, Dothideomycetes, Pleosporales, Didymellaceae.